AUGUCUCCGAAGAGCAAGUCCUCAAAGCCUGUUCGAAAGCAUGUGACGACGGCGUGCAACCCUUGCAGAGAGGGCAAGUGCGACGGAGCCAAUCCCACUUGCGGAAAUUGCGAGGCAAAAGGCAAGAGAUGCUCCUAUCGCCAAGUUGAUGACAGGCGCAAAAUCCCGGUACGAGUGAGCUUCGGUGUUCUGGCAAAGAGAGUCAAUCAGCUUGUUUCUUAUAUCGAAGGACAAGGCUUAGAAAUCCCUGGCAUGGAUGAGAGCGACAGUUUGAUGAUCGAAAGCAUAUUUGAUGCGCUUGGGAUGGAAUGUUAUGGCCUUAAAACUGGGAAGGAUACGUCGACUCUACAGCGGUACCAUGACUUCGCCAAAUCUGGGGAAGACGGUCCGCUUUCUCCAAGUGCAAUAACACCUCAUCAUUAUGAUGCGGUUGCCGCUUCUUUUUCACCAUCGACCGGUGCAGAUCUGCAAGAGACUCAAAGGGAUGAAUCGCCGAACACGACGAUCCCCAGGGCGCUCGCUGCCUCGGCGUGCUCCUCUGACCCCACCGAAACUAGACCUCAACCUCAACCUACUCCGCCUCCUCAUGAUUUCGAGGAGCACGAAGAGGAUGAGGUUACUAAUCAGCUGUCAUGCCGAUUAGGACGACUUCAAGUGAUGCAUGACGGACAGCUGCGGUACUACGGGUCCACCUCCAACCUCAACCUCCUGGAUAUCCUGGUCGGUGUCGCUCCGCCAUGCUCGACAAAUGCUCAAAAAGGAGCACACGAAGUCUUGAAGAGUGCGGAGCUUGAUGUCCCAGUUGAGGAAUCAUUCGAAGAGCAUCUGCUGAAGCUCUACUUCACAUGGCAAGAUCCCUGUCUUCAUGUCGUGGACGAACAAGUAUUUUGGAGGUCUAGAGCACAGGAUCUGUACGAUGACUUGGAUACACCAUACUACUCGAACACGCUAGUAAAUGCUAUGUGUGCAAUUGGAGCUGCGUACGAGCCACGAUACCACCCGAGUUUUGUAACCUUUCCUCGCUCGCUCGCCGAGUUCUUCGGUGACCGUGCUAAAGUAUUGCUUGAGUUAGAAUUGGAGAAUCCAUCAUUGGCCACAGUUCAAGCCUUGGUUAUAUUGGGUGGGUAUGAAGCCUCGUGUACGAGGGAUACGCGGGGCUGGGUGUACAGUGGCAUGGCUAUGCGACUAGCCUUUGAUCUUGGACUUCAUCUGGAUAUGGCUCCAUACGUGGCUAAAGGCAUCAUUCCUUCGGAAAAUGCCGAAAUUCGCCGCCUAACCUUCUGGGGAGCAUAUAUGAGCGAACAGUUCUGGGGUUGGUACCUCGGUCGUCAUACUCGAAGCCCAUUGCCGGUGAUCACAGUCCAGAAGCUGGAUGGGUGCAAUAAUUCAGGAGCGAAAAGGUGGGAGCCAUAUGGCUCCCCAACCGCCUCGGACAACAUAGCCGCUUUCCCAAACACAUUGAGGAAACUAUCCUCAGAAUGGAUCUCUCUCUAUGAUCUCCCAUUGCCACUUACUGAUGUUUUAUAUGGCUGCUCUUCUAUCUCCACACGGGAAAUGCAGAAGCUAGCAGCCGAUACAGUGGAGAAGCUCAAGUCUUGGAAGGCUGACUUGCCAGCAGAGCUGAGCGUUGAUGAAUCCGAGAGUGGAGUUCAGCCUCUUCCGCACGUGCUGGCCCUACACAUGCAAUAUUACCAGGUGAUGAUUCAUUGUCACCGUCCGUACAUCUCUCACGUUCUCCAGCCUCAGCCGCCCCAGGGUCCAGGCUCAGGGCAUGCACGCAUGACGUGCAUCGAGUCGGCGAUAUCGAUAGCGAAACUCCUCGCCCUCUAUGAGCGACACUAUAAUUUCCGCCGGGCCAAUUAUUUAAUUGUGUCAUUCGUCUUCUCGGCUGCACUAAUUCUUAUUUUCAUCACGGUACCUGCGAAAGGUAAUGACGAAGAUCAAGAGUUGAUCGAGCAUCUGAACACUUGUUUCCGUGCGCUGGAUGAGAUGGGCAGUCGCUUCGAAAAUGCGAGACGCACCAAUACUUUUCUCACAACACUGCAGCGCGAGUGGCAGAAUCUCCGGCGAAAUACGAAGGUAUCUUCAGGCAUCAAGCGGAAGUUGCCGUACUCGUUCACAACGACUGGCCGUCGGACUACGGCUCGAGAUGGGAGUCCCCCACGCCCAGCACAUGAUCAGAGCUGGUCUGCAGCAGCGGUAGAGCGAACAGUAGAACAAGCAGAUGUUCUUCGACACUCAACUGAUAUCCCUUCCAUCGAUAAUGGCUUGACUUACUCUCUGGAUUUCAUGGAGUCCGAUUUGUGCAAUAUCCUUCUCAGCGAGGGAAUUCCGAGGGCAUUCGUGUAG
This is a messenger RNA of Aspergillus japonicus CBS 114.51, 2349 nucleotides long. RefSeq lists its product as uncharacterized. The record is from RefSeq and is a predicted model, not a curated record. The coding region runs from base 1 to 2349 and encodes 782 amino acids. The transcript is spliced from 9 exons. Gene Ontology annotation, molecular function: DNA binding; zinc ion binding; DNA-binding transcription factor activity, RNA polymerase II-specific. Gene Ontology annotation, biological process: regulation of DNA-templated transcription; DNA-templated transcription. NCBI's taxonomy places the organism in Eukaryota, Fungi, Ascomycota, Eurotiomycetes, Eurotiales, Aspergillaceae.